Messenger RNA from Aspergillus steynii IBT 23096, 514 nucleotides. RefSeq lists its product as uncharacterized. NCBI's taxonomy places the organism in Eukaryota, Fungi, Ascomycota, Eurotiomycetes, Eurotiales, Aspergillaceae. The coding region runs from base 38 to 328 and encodes 96 amino acids. The record is from RefSeq and is a predicted model, not a curated record. The transcript has 2 exons.
UGUAACGCCAGACAACAAUGAAAGAUGAAAGGACACGAUGUUACGUAAUCCCGAGCAUGCCACCCGUUGCCAAAACAGGCUAGCGCGGGGAGCUUCCCGGAUCAACGAAAGGCCGAGCGCCGGAUGCUUCCUCGGUCGACGUCACGCUCGACAUCGCCGCCAUUGCCUGACAAAGAGGUCGGUGAGGAGAAAGAGAGCGCCAGAGGGAAUCCUGCAGAUUCAAAAUACUCUUGACCGUCCUUUCAAUAUCGGGUCGACACCAUUGUGUCAACGGUUUUACGGCCGCAUCAACCAUCCACGGUGCAUCACUUCGGGUCGACGUCAUUGAUAUACAUGCCAUCCGAGCACUUCCCCCAACCUUCCUGUACUUACCAGACACUUCAACCACCCCUUCUUCGCUCAAUACAAGCACCUCCCGAAUAGUCAAAAUAUCCUGUCUACCUACAAGCCACCAUGUCACAACCUGAGUACGACUAUGCGCGCCGGCCGUCGCAGGCUGAAAACCAGACCAUCC